ACCAGUGUCCCACUGCUCGCGCGGAUUGAGGCCGGGCCCUCCUUGCAGAAUACCGGACUCAUUCAUCCGCGUGAGAUGAACCGCAGCGGGCUUUAUCAGGUAGUUCAACCACACUUACAUUCCCUUGUCAGGGCGGGGUGGUCGGAGAGCCCUAAUUUGAGCAUUUCCCCUGCGUUAUCAAAGAAAAAAAGUGUCCCAUUGCUUAAAGCCAUAGCCAAAUACAAUAUAUACCAUAAGAUUCUUUUUUUUAUUAAUCUAUAUGUUUAUUUACAGUAUAAUAUAAUGAUAUAAUAAUAAAUCGUUUUUAAUAAUGUUGAAUUACAUUUUGCAGUAUUAUUAGCGAUAAAAGUCAAGGAAUCAAUUCAAAAUGCCUAAAAAGGGAGUGAACAAAUUAGCGAAGAUGUCGGAUGAAGAGAGAGCGCGGUAUCUUCAACACCGAGCCGAUAUGGAAGAGGAGGCUCGAAGAAGGAAGAGAGAACUGAUAGCCAGAUUCAUCAAGAAUAAACUAGAUAAAGAAGAAGCGUACAGUCGAAUGAAUAGAGCAAAACUAAAUCAAGAAUGGCGGUACAUACUACGCAGAAUCAAAUGCAAACAAAUGGAAGCCGAUAUUCAGGGAAUGAUGUCCAGUUUCAAUUUUAUGAUUGAAAGGAAGGACCGUUUGAUUCAAACACUGAUGAAGUCCAUAGACGAUUCAGAUGAACAACACCGCCGUGCCUUCCAGGCGCACACUGAAACUCUCAGCUACUUUUUAAGUAUAUAAACAUUGCAUUUUUAAACGACUGCCCAAAAACUGGAGUUUAUUAUGUUUAGGGUAAAUUUAUGUAUGUGAGUUUUUUUUUACUCCACCAUAACUUUCGAAAGACUCAACGGAUAUGUGACGGAUGUGUAACACUGGCCAUAUAUAUUUUUUAAGAUUCGAAUUAAAAGUCUUGUACAUUCCCAAAAAUCUAUACUUUAUAUACUUUUACUGGUUCCUAAAGGGAAUAAAAUAAUAACAAAUAAUUUAAAGAUCAAAAACACGACUGCCAAUAUCGAACAUAAAUAUUGACUAAAAAAAAAUUUCAUUGCAGUCGGGGAAGCGUUCUGUGAAACAUUUGUAGUCUACGACGUCCCCAAAAUGCAUUUUUUUUAGCAUAACCCUAAUACGACUUGUUUAUUUUUAGUUCGAUUUUUAAAAGCUUCUACUGUUCCUAAUCUUAUGAAUGAGGUUACUUGAUCCGAGCUUUAGUUCCAUUUACGUUAAUACUUAACAUUUAAAAUGUGAUACUUUCUUGUUGUUUAUUUUCUAAUUUGAAUUAAGAAUAGAUAAUAUUAUUUCUUCGCGUAAAGAUAUUUUUUUUUUAUAUAAAAACUCGUCAGAUAUCGGCUCUCAGCGCCUGGAUAAAUUGCAAGUAGAGUACGAUUACCAGAAGAAUAUCCUACUGGAAACUUGGGACAAAGAAGAGUUCGAUAUAACUGACAAACAAGAUCGUGCCGAAUUCAAACUGAGGCUCAUAACAUAUAUACAAAACAGUGACUUCAAAGCUUACAAACACGAGAUGGGACAGAAAAGGGCUACGGAGAAAAAUGACGCGAGGUUGGAAGUAAGUGAAUAUUCAUAUAACAUUUUGUAGAAUUUGCCGAUUACUAAUAUGAAACCAUUAAGGCAAAUGUCAGUAGAUUACUAAUUUUACUUAUUUAACAAUAAACUAUAUUUAAUAGUGCUAUUAAUAAAUAAGGUUUAGGGUCAGAGUAAAUUUACGCUAAAAUUGCAAUUUAAGUAUUAGUCCAAAUUAUACAGAGAAUAAGCAAUCCUACCACCUUUUAGCAGUAAAUAUAAUUUCUGUAGAACCUCGUGCUAAGUUAACUUUGCUAAAUCUCUGUUUAAAAAUUUGAAUUUUGACUAAUACUAAGUGCAGUCUCAGCGUUAAUUUAAUCCAAAGCUAAACCUUGUUUCUUUAUAACACUGUUAGAGUUUAGUGGACUUUUGUGCUAUUGGGUGUAUGUUCUACUUUCUGUCAAUUCUUUAAUAGAAGUGAUGACAAUAAAAUAGACAGAGACAAAGACAAUAAUUUGAGUUCUUUACACUUAACAUAUCAAUUUAGGUAUUACAUAAAGAAAAAACACAUGAAGAGCCAAAAAUAGUUGAUGAUAUACAUAUUUAUUAAUUUUUGAAAGUCAUUUCUUUUUAUUAUGUACAUUAGACACAAAUUUGGUAAGUAACCAUAGAACACUAAAAAAAUUUCAAAGUACAAGUUAGAGAUACGAGAAAGAGAGAGAACUAUUUCUUAAAGAUUUCCUCUUUGAGUUACUGGGGAUCUAAGCGUGAUGGUUUGUUUUAUCAAAGCUUUUUUUUCAGUUUUAAUUCGAAAUCCCACUCGGUCACCUAAAAGUUUGAUAUUAUAUUUCUAAAAAUAAUAAAAACAAAAAUAAAUAUUUUGAAGCAUCGUGUUUAAAACAAACAUUUCUUUAGACUAAAAUACUUCCAAUUUUUAACUCUACUUAGUCUGCAAUAAAACAUUAAUAUUAUAAUUUUAACCUAAAAACUUUAUCGGAUAUUAUUAAUUAAUACAUAUUAAUAAUUUUUAUCAGUUUUGUUUUGUAAUUUUUCAUAGUUUACUUUAAAAUCCUAAUGCUACUUUUUUAAAAUAAAACUCGACUGAUUUAUAUUUUUAAUCACACAGAAACAACACAAAUAGUACCUUAUAAUAAGUUUUUAUUAUGUCAGUAUCAUCAUAGACAUUAAAUUUUCAAAUUUUCAUUCCAAUCGUCGCAAUUAGCUUUUCCUUUCUCAGACAAACACAUCAUCAACAUUUUAGAAAAUUCGCAUUUAUCUUCUGUUUUCUCUGAAAAUGAUAAAGUAUUAAUAUUUCAUUUUGUAUUUAACAGACAUAUCGACAUAAUUAGUUUAAUAUUAUACUUACCAUUAUCAAGUAUUUGAAAGCAUUCUUCUAUCGAUUCUUGUAGGAAAUCCCUUAGAUCUUCAUUUCUGACGUCUUUCGUUAUGACAUCAGUCACUAAAUACCGAUCUGGCAUGCCUUCUUCGUCU
Messenger RNA from Diatraea saccharalis (sugarcane borer), 3028 nucleotides. The record is from the annotation of a GenBank genome assembly. Lineage: Eukaryota; Metazoa; Arthropoda; Insecta; Lepidoptera; Crambidae.